This is a messenger RNA of Taeniopygia guttata (zebra finch), 5770 nucleotides long. The record is from RefSeq and is a predicted model, not a curated record. NCBI's taxonomy places the organism in Eukaryota, Metazoa, Chordata, Aves, Passeriformes, Estrildidae.
GGCGGCGCCGGUGGGGCCGGGGCGGCCCGGAGGCCGCGGUCCCCCCGUGGCCAGGACGGAGCCGGAGGAGAUGGAAGCACCGGGAUGCACCGGCUCAGCGUGGCUGGUGGUCCCCAAGGCGGAGGUGACCCCCGAGGACGGCGGGGAUGAUCCAGGGGACCCAGAGCUGCACGACUCAGGGCCGUGGCUGGUGCGGAAGGUGAAGGUGGAGGAGGAGGAGGACGAGGCCGAGGCCUGGGCAGCCGCGGUUGGCACCGGGGCCCCGCUGGCCGCGCGGCCGCCGCCCGGUGCCUUCCCCCCGGACCCCGCCGGGACCCCGGGGCGCGGCGGCGGCUGCAAGGCGGAGGAGCCGUGCCCGGAGGAGUUGGGCUACGGGGUGCUGCCGGCCUGGGAGCCGGGGCCGCGCCUGGACGGGCUCGGGCUCGGGCUCGCCUUUGGGCUCGGGCUGGGCGCCGGCACCGGCUCCGGGACGAGCCCCGGCCCCGCGGGGCGCGGGCGCUGCCCGCAGCCCGGCCCGCGGCCCUUCUGCUGCCCGCAGUGCGGGAAGGCCUUCGGCAAGAAGGCGCACCUGACGCGGCACCUGCGGGUGCACACGGGCGAGCGGCCCUUCCCCUGCCCGCACUGCGGCCGCCGGUUCCGGCAGCGCAUCCACCUGCGCUCCCACCUGCGCACGCACACCGGCGAGCGGCCCUACCCCUGCCCGCGCUGCGCCCGCCGCUUCCGCAAGAAAACGCACCUGGACCGGCACCUGCGCACGCACACCGGCGAGCGCCCGCACCCCUGCCCGCGCUGCGCCCGCCGCUUCGCGCACCGCCAGCACCUCCUGCGCCACCUGCGCCUGCACGGGGAGCCCGCGCCGGCCCACGGACACGGCCACGGGGAUGGGCACGGGGAUGGGCACACCGAGGAGAAGCCGCUGCCCUGCCCGGCCUGCGAGAUCGGCCUCGCCUGGAAGCAGAACCCCGCGUCGGAGCCGGGGCCGCCCGCGGGAGCGGCGCCUGGGGCUGGGAACGGACACGCGGAGGAGCGGCGGGACGCGGGCGGGGAGGGCCCCGCCGAGGAGCUGCUGCUCAUCUGCCCCCAGUGCGGGACGAGCCGCGCCUGGAAGCAGAACGCGGCACCGCAGCCGUGGCAGCCCCUGGAGAACCGAACCCUCGGCUGUGCCCAGGACCCCCAGCCUCCCCUGCAGCCCCCACGCGAGCCCGGAGCCCACGACCCCCAGCACCCCUCGGAGGUGCCCACGGCCGAGUGCCCCUUCAUGCAGGACCCCCAGCUCCUGUCGCAGGUGCCUGGUGCCAACUGCACCCUCGGCUGUGCCCAGGACUCCUCGCCCCUCCCGCAAGUGCCCGGUGCCCAGGACCACCAGCACCGGCCGCAAAUCCCCAGUGCCAACAGUGGCCAGGGCUGUGCCCAGGACCCCCAGGAUGCCCCGCAGGUGCCCGGUGCCCAGCGGCCCUUCGCCUGCCCACAGUGCGGGCGCGGCUUCGGGCGCAAGGCGCACCUGGCGCGGCACCUGCUGGUGCACUCGGGCACCCGGCCCCACGCCUGUGCCCGCUGCGGCCGCCGCUUCAGCUCCAAGACCAACCUGGCCCGGCACCAGGCCGUGCACACCGGGCUGCGGCCCCACCGCUGCGCCCGCUGCGGCCGCGGCUUCACCCGCAAAACGCACCUGGAGCGCCACGAGCGCACCCACGGCACCGGCCCGGGCCCGUUCCGCUGCGCCCAGUGCGGGAAGGGCUUCCGGCAGAAGCAGAGCCUGGUGACGCACGAGCGCAUCCACACCGGGGAGAAGCCGUUCCGCUGCGGGGACUGCGGCAAGAGCUUCAGCCAGCGGCCCAACCUGCUGACGCACCGGCGCGUGCACACGGGCGAGCGGCCCUUCCCCUGCGCCCAGUGCGGCAAGAGCUUCUCGCAGAAGGCCAACCUGCUGGCGCACCAGCGCAUCCACGGCGCCCACCCCGAGGAGGGCAAGGCGCGGGCGCGGGCGCCGGCGCGGGGCUGCCCCGAGGACGCGCCCUUCGUGUGCCCCGAGUGCGGGAAGAGCUUCCGGCAGAAGCCCAACCUCAUCACGCACCGGCGCAUCCACACGGGCGAGCGGCCCUUCUCCUGCUUCCUGUGCGGCCGCAGCUUCAACCAGAAAACCAACCUGGUGACGCACUACCGGGUGCACACAGGUGAGCGGCCCUUCGCCUGCGCCCAGUGCGGCAAGCGCUUCACCCAGAAAACCAACCUGGUCACGCACCAGAGCACCCACACCGACCUGCGCCCCUUCCCCUGCGCCCAGUGCCACAAGUGCUUCAAGGACAAGGUGUCCCUCAAGGCCCACCAGAAGACGCACAUGCCCCGCCAGCGCCGCUGCCCCGCGCGCGGCCCGGCCCCCGCCGCGCCCUUCGGGGCCGCGCCCGCCCUGCUGCCCCCCGCGCCCGCCCCGCAGGACCCCGCCCUGUUCGCCCCGCUCCCGCCCGCCCCGAAGCUCCCCGAGGGCUCCGAGCUCUUCCCGUGCCCCGAGAAGGGCUUCCCCGCCCCGGCCCCGGGUGAGCCCUCCUUCCCCUGCGCCCACUGCGGCGACGGCUUCUGCCCCAAGGUGCCCCUGCUGCGGCCCCCCGAGGCGCCCGCGCCCCCUUUGCCCCCGGCCCCCCCGUCCUGGGGCCCCUGGGGGCGCAGCCGGGGCCGGGGGAGGCCGUGCUGUCCCCGGAAAAGCCCUUCAUCUGCAAUCAGUGCGGGAACAGCUUCGGGCUCUGGCUCGCCCUCGUCGCCCACCAGAAGAGCCACGCGGGGCACAAGCCGUGCCCCGGCGCUGCCCCGCCGAGCCGGGCGCCGAGCAGCCCCCCGGGUCCCCCCGGCGCGGGCGGGCGAGGGCCGGCCCUGGCCGUGCCCCGAGUGCGGGCGCGGCCUGGCGCAGUGCGAGCGGCCGCCGCGGCACGGGCACGGCGCCGGCGGGCGCGGCCCCUUCCGCUGCGACACCUGCGGCAAGCGCUUCAGCCUCAAAACCAACCUGGCCACCCACCAGCGCAUCCACACAGGUGAGCGGCCCUUCACCUGCGGCGUCUGCGGCCGCCGCUUCAACCAGAAGGGCAACCUGGUGACGCACUACCGGGUGCACACGGGCGAGCGCCCCUUCGCCUGCGCCCAGUGCGGGAAGCGCUUCGCGCAGAAGCCCAACCUGCUGGCACACCAGAAGACGCACCUGGGCCGCCAGCCCUUCACCUGCCUCGAGUGCCCCAAGCGCUUCAAGAGCAAACUGUCCCUGCGGGUGCACCAGCGCGUGCACACCGGGACCCCCGGCGCGGCCCCUGGCACCCUGGACCCCGCCGGGAGCCCCUUCCCCUGCGCGCUCUGCGGGGAGGGCUGCGCGGAGCACGGGGGGCUCCGGCCGGGCCACGGCGGCGGCGGCGAGCGGCCCCACGCCUGCGCCGAGCAGCUGCACGCCUGCGCCAAGUGUCCCCACGGCUGCGCCGAGCGACCCCACGGCUGCGCCGAGCGGCUCCACACCUGCGCCGAGCAGCGCCGCACCUGCACGGAGCAUCCCCACGCCUGCACGGAGCAUCCUCACGCCUGCACGGAGCAUCCCCACGCCUGCGUGGAGCAUCCCCACGCCUGUGAGCGACCCCACGCCUGUGGGCAGACACAGCCCUGCACCGAGAGGCCACUGCCCUGUGCUGAGAGGCCUUUGCCGUGCACCGAGCGGCCACUGCCCUGCACCGAGCGGCCGCUGCCCUGCACCGAGCGGCCACUGCCCUGCACCGAGCGGCCGCUGCCCUGCACCGAGAGGCCUCUGCCCUGUGCUGAGAGGCCUCUGCCCUGCACCGAACGGCCUCUGCCCUGCACCGAGCGGCCGCACCCCUGCGCUGAAUGUCCCCACCCCUGCGAGCAGCCCCACGCCUGCACCAAGCGGCCCCACGCGUGCGAGCAGCCCCACGCCUGCGCCGAGUGUCCCCACGGCUGCGCCGAGCAUCCUCCCACCUGUGGCGAGCACCCCCACCCCUGCGAGCGGCCCCACGGCCGCGAGCGGCCCCACGGCUGCGCCGAGCAGCCCCACGCGUGCGCCGAGUGUCCCCACGCGUGCGCCGAGUGUCCCCACGGCUGCGCCGAGCGGCCCCACGCGUGCGCCGAGUGCGGGAAGCGCUUCCGGCAGAAGGUGAACCUGGCCGUGCACCUGCGGACGCACACCGGGGAGCGGCCGUUCCGCUGCGCCGACUGCGGCAAGGGCUUCAGCCAGAAGGCUCACCUGCUGCGGCACCGCCGCACCCACGGCGCCGGCCUGAACGCGCCCUGCGCCGCCGGGGACCCGCUGGCCAAGGGCCCCGAGCCCCCCGCGCUGCUGCUGCCGCCCUGCUCCCGCGGGGCGCCCCCCGCGCGCCCCGACAGCCCCUCGGGCGCCGCCGACAUCCUCCUGCAGCUGAUGCAGGACGAGCCGCCCCCCGGCCCCGGCGCCGCCCCGGUGCCCCCCUGUAAGUGCCCCGGGGGGGCCCCGAGCCCCCGGGCGCCGGGGCUGCCCCCGCCGUGCUGCUGCGCCGCCUGCCUGGCCCCCCGCCCUCCCGAGCCUCCCCGCGGGCAGCUCUGGGCCAAGGCCGGCGGCUGCGCUCGGGCCUUCGAGGAGAAGCGAGCGCCGGCCGCGCCCGAGCGGGAGUGCGGCGAGGAGAAACCGGCCCCGUGUCCCGGCUGCCUGUGAGCCCCGGGACCCGCCCCGCUGCCCGCGACCCCCGCGCUGACACCCCCGCACCAGGACCCCCGCCCCGCCCCGGCUGCCGGGAUCCCCGCACCGGAGCCCCCACCGGGACACCCCGGCAAGGACCGGCCCUUGGCUGCUGCGCUCACCCGCAGGGAGCCUGGAGGAGAUGGAGCCGAGGGGACCGAGCCAAAGGACAGACCGAGGGGACGGAGCCAAAGGGACAGAGCCAAAGGACAGAGCCAAAGGGACGGAGCCGAGGGCUCGGUGCCAAGGUGACACCGCCAGCUGGAUUCAGCACUGGGACUCCUGUGCACAGCCAGCCUGGGACAUGGCACACUUUGCCCUGGGCAGCCAGCAAAGGGCUGGAGGAGACAGUGCUGGACCCGGAUCUGCGUGUGGGCUCCAGCCACACGCACCAGGAAGGGCUGGGCACGGUGGAGCUGCAGCCACUGGAGCCAGACUUGGGACAAGAGGGGCCCUCAAGGGUUCCCUCUGCUUCCAGAACCUUCCAGCCUGUUCCGGACUGGCAUUCCCUGAGGACACGGCCGGGGUGGCAGUGCUGGGCCUGCCCUGCUGCGGUGAGCUCCCGGGGUCCCCGGUGCAGCUCCACGUGGAGGAAUUGGGAGCGCACUGGGAAAACAGCCAGGAAAAGGGCCUGGAAGGGCUCAGCUCUGCUUCCAGAAGGGCCCCGGAGACGCCUCCGGAGCCGGGGGGAUGGGGGGCAGCUUGUGCUUCUGCUUGCUCUGGGUAACUGCGCGCUUCGGGACUCAAUAUUGCGGUUUGGGAUGGGUGACGCUGGGGUGGCCGCUGGAGAGUCGUGGUGGUGGGGCUGUGGAGGCUCCAGCGGCACAGGGGCGCUUUGCUGGGGUUUGGGUGGCCUCUCCCUGUCCCCUCGGCGUGACAGAGCCGGGCAUCCACGGUCUGGGGAGCAGCUUCGGCCGCAGACACCGCCGGGAGCUGCCAUUGCUUCAUCCCAAAGGGAAUCGGACACCGGGACAGCCACCGGCUGGGCGGGGGUCCCACCCCAGUCCCCUCCCCCAGCUCUGCUCUCUGCAAUUCUAUUUUUUGAGGUUAUUUAAAAUAAAAGCUUCUGAUGGC